UUCUGAAACAUCUAUAAUAAUUAACACAGUCGAGGUGGAUUGAUAUACAAGAAAUCAUAUUUUAACAACUAUUAAAGUCCUAUAAAAUUGCAAACAUCAAACCUUAUUGUUUUUUUAAAUUGUAACAUUUGUAAACUAUUAGUAUAUUUGUAGACUAGUGGCCAGAAGAAAACUAAAACAGAAGAAAUGACAGACGUCACUGCAGAAUGUCAAAAUCCAACAGCACAAAAAACAGAAAAUUAUGAGCAGGUGACAAGAAAUUCCAAAGACAAUCAAGAUCCGCUAGAGCUUUACGAUUUAGAAAUAACAGAAACUGCACGAGGUUCAGAAUCUCUUGAGACUGAUUUCGGGGAAACAUACGGUUCAGGAGAUAUUCAAGAUUCGCCGGGUUCUUUUGAAGUUGACCACAAGCAAUUAAUUGAAGACGGUUCCUUUGAAGAAAUUGAAUUAGAAGCCAAAGGAAAGAGAAGAGAUAUUCGGAAAGGUGUUUCGCCUGUGUUACAGAACUCUUCUACCAGUGAACAGGAACAGCCAUAUAAUGAGACUAAUUCGGAGAUAGUUCCCAGUGUUUUGAAAAGAAAGAUUGCUGUAUCUGGUGCUUUUCUCAUCAUAACUUUGUUUACUAUAAACUGUAACCAGCUGAAGUUUGCGAUAGACGUUGGAUCAACAUAUGAGUACUACUCCGUUGUAGUUAGCCUGUUAGUAGUUUCAAUGACUCUUCAGAUUUCUGCUAGUAUGUCGUUGUUUCUACUUGGAUGUUACAAUUUCAGAAGUCCACGAGAUAAACGUCAGGCUGCUAUUUUAAAUAAUUCAACUUUGAUAAUUGUGUGCAUCAUUACAAUUAUGAAUUUCUUCAUCACGAUAUUCAGCAUGAAAGCCACUGACCUGGAAAAAUGUCUGGAUACAAGUACAUAAUUGUAUAAACCUUGGGAAUCGUAAAGUCUGUGUCCAAUGUCUCUAGUAAUCAAACUACAGUAUUAAUAGUCUAGAAAAAGUCAUACAGUUUUAUGUUUGUUUCAUUAAACUAUAAAUAAUAACUCACCUUAUAUUAAUUUUUGUAGUAUGAAAGUUGUAAUAUAUCUUUUAUAGAAACAUUUC
Limulus polyphemus (Atlantic horseshoe crab) is the source of this 1098-nucleotide messenger RNA. RefSeq lists its product as uncharacterized. The transcript has 4 exons. Bases 187 to 915 code for a protein of 242 amino acids. The record is from RefSeq and is a predicted model, not a curated record. NCBI's taxonomy places the organism in Eukaryota, Metazoa, Arthropoda, Merostomata, Xiphosura, Limulidae. Gene Ontology annotation, biological process: tissue regeneration; cell adhesion. Gene Ontology annotation, cellular component: membrane.